Messenger RNA from Durio zibethinus, 1439 nucleotides. RefSeq names its product iron-sulfur protein required for NADH dehydrogenase, mitochondrial-like. Lineage: Eukaryota; Viridiplantae; Streptophyta; Magnoliopsida; Malvales; Malvaceae. Gene Ontology annotation, cellular component: mitochondrion. Gene Ontology annotation, molecular function: ATP-dependent FeS chaperone activity; 4 iron, 4 sulfur cluster binding; ATP binding. Gene Ontology annotation, biological process: mitochondrial respiratory chain complex I assembly; iron-sulfur cluster assembly. The record is from RefSeq and is a predicted model, not a curated record.
AUGAAGGCCUUCUGGCGAUCAUUUGCUAGGCUUGGGGAUGUUAGGAGUUAUUCAGUGUUAAACAAUGAUCAGCCGAGAAUUAAUGGCGUUAAAGAAGUGAUUGCCGUCGCUUCUGGUAAAGGCGGUGUUGGCAAGUCUACCGUUGCGGUUAAUUUGUCAGUUACACUAGCUAACAAGUGUCGAUUGAAGGUGGGCUUGCUUGAUGCUGAUGUGCAUGGACCAUCUGUUCCAACCAUGAUGAACAUCCACCAAAAGCCAGAAGUUACUAGAGAUAUGAAGAUGAUUCCCGUUGAGAACUAUGAAGUGAAGUGUAUGUCACUGGGAUUGCUGGUGGAUAGGGAUGCACAAAUUGUGUGGAGAGGCCCCAUCGUGAUGAGUGCUCUUCAGAAAAUGUCAAGGGAAGUAAAUUGGGGAGGUCUUGAUAUUCUUGAGGUGGAUAUCCCCCCUGGCACAGGUGAUGCACAACUAACUAUGUCCCAGAAGCUUCAUUUGUCAGGUGCUUUAAUAGUUUCAACCCCACAAGAUGUUGCAUUGAUUGAUGCUCAUAGAGGAGUUAGAAUGUUCUCUAAAGUUCAAGUUCCUAUUUUGCGAUUAAUAGAGAACAUGAGCUACUUCAAGUGUCCACACUGUGGUGAACCUUCGUUCAUUUUUGGAGAGGAUGGAGCUCAAAAAACAGCUGCUGAGAUGGGUUUGCAACUUGUUGGUGAGAUACCUAUUGAAGUUGACACUAGGAAAAGUUGUGACGAAGGCAUCCCAAUAGUAGUAUCAGCACCUGAUUCAGUUGUCUCCAAAGCUUACCAUUAUGUAGCUCAAAAUGUUGUCAUGAGACUUAAGGUGUUGGCAAAGGGAUGAAAACUACCUCAAGAGGCCGACCAGCAGAGUUUACUUAGUUAAACCACCUCCAUUCCCAUGGUUUCUUGGCUAUGGUUACUUGGCGGUGCUUUUGAGGUUCAUCUAGACAUCAAGAAUUUCAGUUUGAGCUAUUUGGAUAAUGAGAUGACUAUCAAGUGUAUGGAAGCAUACUGAUUAGGAAACUAGUUUUUGAUGAAUUACACUCUCAGAACAGUUUAGUUCUUCCUCAAGCUUCUCGGGAUGGAAAUGUUAAGCUCUUGAUCUGUACAGUUUCAUCUGGCCUGGCUUUUCAUGUGUCCUUUUCUUCAUAGUUUCCUGCAGUUUACUAUUUUGAGACUAGCUGACACUAAAAUGAUUUACAGCUUUGAAAUUAAUCUUAAGAACCUUACAUUCAGAAGCAUUGGUUGGGACUUGCAGUUUUUGCAUACCUAUGUAAAGAUAUUCCCUUUGUCUAUUUACAUUUUUUUUUUUCAUUUUCUAAUUUUCAUGCAAUCUCGAAAAGAUUGCUUCCUCAGACAGGUACCAGUUGUCUUUAGUGUUUAUGUUGUGAUUGCAGUGUAAUUUCAACCAAAAUCAAUGAAAGAAAA